Messenger RNA from Drosophila obscura, 2588 nucleotides. RefSeq lists its product as uncharacterized. The transcript is spliced from 2 exons. Lineage: Eukaryota; Metazoa; Arthropoda; Insecta; Diptera; Drosophilidae. The record is from RefSeq and is a predicted model, not a curated record. Bases 248 to 2437 code for a protein of 729 amino acids.
ACAGUGCUGUGAUAAAUGGAUUAAUAAAAAAAACCAAAAAGCUUAAAAUAAUUGAAAAUAGUGAAUAAAGAAAUCUGACUUAUCAAUAAUCUGUAUGCAAUCAGAUUCGCGGUCGAUUUUAAUUUGAGAUUCGAAUUCAUUGUGAAUCUGAGCAGAUGGUGUUACAGGGUUACAGUACGGGAACAGCUGCGACUAGCUCUAUCCACAAAAUUUAAAACAAAUCCCAAGUCAAAUUAAAUACAUCGAGAUGGAUUCCCAACAUGAAGAUACUUUGGGCCACAACGAGGAGGAGCAGUGGUCAAUUGAGGAUGAUACGCUAUUCCAAUCCAGAGGAUUGAUCAGUGUCAGUGCGGCGUCUUCCUGCAAGUCUGUGUUUAUUACAUGGAACGAAUUCUAUUUACUAAAUUUUCGUUUCAAGAAACCGAAAGGUACGAACAAGAUGAAAAUGAGCAGAGUUCGAAUUCCACUGCCCACCAGCAAAGGAAAUCAUCUCCGCAGCAUACACACCCUGAAAUAUAAUACAAUAUUGCUAAUGUCGGACGGCCAGAUAUAUUGCUUUGGGUCGAUCAAAGCCUUGCAUUCUGUUAGCUGGUUAGGUGGAGUGAGGUGCUUCGCCCCAACAGAUCAGGGGUUCAGUGUGAUUCGUGAGAGAGAGCAGCGCCUGCUGCUAGAGAUUUACCUGGAUCUUCCUGGCUUGGAGAAGGGCGAAAGUACUCUGCAGCACACUUUCGAUAUAACCUACGAUGAACAGAAUAUAUUCCAGUGCGACUGGAAAAACGACGAAUACACCUUGACUACAUUUAAAGUCUCUGAUGAGGAGGAACAACAUUUAAUGCAGCGCCUGUUUGGAGGCAACGUGGUCAAGCAGCAGUAUGUACAUAUUUUCAGCAUAGCUGGACAUAUAUUUGCCUUGGUUUCCGAUGCAGAGGCUGAGGCUGAGCCACGCCCAGAAAAGCCGGAGCAAGCCUACCACAUUGAACUACUUUGUGUCUAUGCUGCCUCUAUUCACUUUGUACGUUUUCUGCCUCGCCAGAAUCUCUGUUUGGUCAUUCUUAGCAGCGGCAGCGUGGACAUAUGGUACGUGUCUAAACUGUUGGGCAAUAAGCAGCGCCAAAUGCAUCACACAGGCUCGGAAUGGUUGGACUAUGACUUUGAUGCCACCAGUAAGAACGGGGACUUAUACUACACCAAUGGAGAGCAGAUAGUGCGGCUGAGAGUUGCAUAUAGCGCCCAGCUUGACGAGUGUCUUGUUCAGAGCGUGGCAAAGUCUGUUCCGGGCAUACAGGCCUGCACUUGGGUAAACAACAGCGACAAAUUGGUUUGUCUCAGUGACAACAACAUGUUCUACCGCAUUGACUUUGGUUCAGGCGAGGAGGAAGCACCCAAGCAUACUUCUUCAUUGAUGAGUGAUUUUACGCCUGCUACAAUACAGCGCCUGCGAGAAAAGACCCAGAAGUUGGAUAAAUAUGAAAGGCAACCAGUCCUCCUGCAGUUGGCCAUACAGAGAGAGUAUCAAAAACAGCAACUGGUGGCGGUGGGCAGAAAUAGCAAAUGGAUUGCCGGAAGCUGUAAGGCGUCCCUAGAGUUUCAUCGGCAGAUACCUCUCUGUCGAGACGCUGUUAUGCUCCUGCAACCAGCCCAGAUGGAACUUCACAGUACUUGCGUUUAUGCCAUUUUCAAAUUAAGUUUAGCCAGCUGUGAGCAGCUAAUGCAUAGCACCCACUGGCAACUAUUGAUGUUGACUGAUGACCAUCAGGCCCAUGUUCAUGUAUUGCCAGCAGAACUACUUUUAAAUAGAAGGUGCAAUUUGGUAGUUUCGUUUAGAAAACAAAGAAACGAACGUCUGCCUGAGUUCACUCUGAAAUUGUUUUCUUUUAUUGAUUUGAAUGGUCAACUAAGUGCUGUGCUCCUUCCCAUUGAGGUAAAAGAAAGUCCGUACACCUACAGCGCCCUUUUUGGCGGAAGUGUGACGGCCGUAAACCUACGGUCAGAUAAUGAUCUACCGAUUUACAAUAAAAAGACGAGUCUAACGAUCUGCGAAAAGAUUCGAGUACCUAAUGAUUUUACACUGGCGCAAAUGGCAAAUCUGUUCAAUGCCGCUGGUAAUUUUAAGGAGACUCUUUUGGAAAUAUUUUUCAUAGAUAUCAAGCUACGCCUACAGAGGAAUACAGAUGAUGAUGGAGAGGAACAUCAUUUAUCUCUAACACUUCAAAGUGACGAUCCCUCUGCCAUUUACUAUUUCAAGCAUCAUCUUAUCUUAAAUAUGGAUCCCUUGGAUUCUGAUAGAAAUUCUACAGUAUUAAAUAAAGUUAUGAAAUUACAAUGCGAAAGUGAACGGUUAUAUGGUACGCAAGGUGCAGAUGGAUCGGACUGUGGAACUAACAUUCGAUUGCGACUGGGAUCGCAAUAUACUGCCAUUAGAAAUACAAUUUUUUAAUAAUUUCAAAAUCAGCAUGUUUAAAUAUAAAUCUAUUUCGCCCCAAUAUAGAGUGACCUUUACAAAUCGCAAACAUUUUCUGAGCUGCCAGUUAUUUAUAAAUUAUAAAUAAAUAAAUUAUAAAUUUAGCUGAUCCGAGUACUGGGGAUUC